Bactrocera neohumeralis is the source of this 480-nucleotide messenger RNA. RefSeq names its product histone H1.5-like. Bases 1 to 480 code for a protein of 159 amino acids. Gene Ontology annotation, cellular component: cytosolic small ribosomal subunit; ribosome. NCBI's taxonomy places the organism in Eukaryota, Metazoa, Arthropoda, Insecta, Diptera, Tephritidae. The transcript has a single exon. Gene Ontology annotation, molecular function: structural constituent of ribosome. Gene Ontology annotation, biological process: endonucleolytic cleavage to generate mature 3'-end of SSU-rRNA from (SSU-rRNA, 5.8S rRNA, LSU-rRNA); translation; endonucleolytic cleavage in ITS1 to separate SSU-rRNA from 5.8S rRNA and LSU-rRNA from tricistronic rRNA transcript (SSU-rRNA, 5.8S rRNA, LSU-rRNA). The record is from RefSeq and is a predicted model, not a curated record.
AUGGCCACCAUCGGUACCUACAACGAGGAGGGCGUGAAUGUGGAUCUCUACAUUCCCCGCAAGUGCCACGCGACCAACACGCUGAUCGCCAGCAAUGACUACAGCUCCGUGCAGAUCGCCAUUGCGAACGUGGACGCGGAGGGCGUGACGGAUGGCACCACGACCACCUUCUGCAUCUCCGGCUUCAUCCGCUCCCAGGGCAUCGCGGACCACGCGAUCAACCACCUCGCGAUUGACCGUGGCAUCAUCCGCAUCAAGUCCGCGAAGCCGAAGACACACAAGAAGAAGAAGGUCGCCGCUGGCAAGAAGGGUGUGAAGGGCGCUGCCCCCGCUGCUGCUGGCAAGAAGGGCGCGAAGGGCGCGAAGCCUGUCGCUGCCCCCGCCGUGAAGCCGAAACAGGGCGCCAAGGCCGCCAAGCCCACCGCGCAGAAGGGCGCGAAGCCCCAGGGCAAGAAGGCCCAGGCUCCCCGCAGGAACUAA